Messenger RNA from Raphanus sativus (radish), 1176 nucleotides. RefSeq names its product receptor-like protein 11. Gene Ontology annotation, molecular function: protein binding. Bases 1 to 1176 code for a protein of 391 amino acids. The transcript has a single exon. NCBI's taxonomy places the organism in Eukaryota, Viridiplantae, Streptophyta, Magnoliopsida, Brassicales, Brassicaceae. The record is from RefSeq and is a predicted model, not a curated record.
AUGAUCCAAAACCAUUGUUAUUGCUUUUCUGGUAUUAUUAUUACUAUCUACUGCUGCCUCCUAAUCCACGCUCUUGCUUCUCCUGCACUCCACUUUUGCCGCCACGACCAGAGGAAGGCUCUUUUAGAAUUCAUAGACGAGUUUCCGACUAAUGAGUUUAACGCAAGUCUGUGGAAUAAGAGCAGUGAUUGCUGUUUUUGGGAGGGUGUCAAAUGCGAUUAUGAUAGAUAUGGCCAGGUGAUAUCGAGUGAUACAUAUGGCCAGGUGAUGUCACUCGACCUUUCUGAGGUGUUUCUCAACGGUCCUUUGAAAACUAAUAGUAGCCUUUUUAGACUCCAUUAUCUUAGUUACCCAAAGCUUAGCCUGUGUGAUCUCCAAGGAGAGAUUCCUUCUUCACUAGGAAACCUUUCUCGUCUCACAUUUGUUAACCUUUCUGGUAAUAAUUUGAUCGGUGAGAUUCCAGCAUCUAUAGGCUAUCUAAACAAUCUGAGUGAGCUUUCCUUUGAGGAUAACAAUCUUACAGGAGAGAUUCCUUCUUGGAUAGGAAAUCUGUCUAGUCUUACAAACAUUAACCUCGGAUCAAACGAGUUAUGUGGGACAUUGUAUCAUCAUCACAAGCCCAUUGUGUUUCAGAGUUUAAUAGCCUUGGAUUUAUCUGGAAACAGAAUUUAUGGCAACAUCCCUGUAUCCAUUGGCUUCUUGAAGAAAUUGUCUCUCCUCAACUUGUCACACAACGCAUUCACAGACGUUAUACCACGGAGCUUGGCAGAUUUAACAAACCUCGAGACGUUGGAUCUCUCGAGUAAUAUGCUGUCAGGUGAAAUCCCUCAAUAUCUUACUAGCCUCUCUUCUAUUUCAUACAUGAACUUCUCCCAUAACCGUCUCACGGGUCCAGUACCACGAGGCACACAGUUUCAAAGUCAGAAUUGUUCGUCAUUCAUGGACAACCCUGGACUCUACGACCUCCAAGAAAUCUGUGGAGAACUACAUGUCCCGGAGCCUACAUCACAACAACACGAGGAAAAAAUAUUCAACUGGGUUGCAGCUGCAAUAGCAUAUGGACCUGGUGUAUUCUUCGGAUUUGUGGUCGGAUAUGUUUUCACUUCAGACAAACAAGAAUGGUUCACAGAAAGGUUUGGUCGACGAAAACUCAGAGUGACCAGAAUUGCCCGUUAA